This is a messenger RNA of Protopolystoma xenopodis, 276 nucleotides long. Lineage: Eukaryota; Metazoa; Platyhelminthes; Monogenea; Polystomatidea; Polystomatidae. The record is from the annotation of a GenBank genome assembly.
AUGUUGAUCAGACUGCCAUAUUGUCCCGCAGUCCCCCCUUAUGUCUUAUCAGAGUCUCCCUCUUGCUCCGUAAAAUCCGUCUGCUAUCUGCCUGGUCCAAAUAUUUCACUCGACCCUAGCCACCCUAUCUGUGCUACUCAAGGCAUUAUUUGCCCCACUCCGCCUCAGGGAGAAGAUUUUGAGGCUAAAGACCCCGAGGAAUUUACCUGGUCAAGCCUUUGCUUCAUGGACCAUGUCUAUGAUCAAACACGUCUACUGUUAGCCAACUUACUGUAA